This is a messenger RNA of Penicillium maclennaniae, 954 nucleotides long. Its product is annotated as MOSC domain-containing protein. The record is from RefSeq and is a predicted model, not a curated record. The transcript has 2 exons. The coding region runs from base 1 to 954 and encodes 317 amino acids. Gene Ontology annotation, molecular function: catalytic activity; pyridoxal phosphate binding; molybdenum ion binding. NCBI's taxonomy places the organism in Eukaryota, Fungi, Ascomycota, Eurotiomycetes, Eurotiales, Aspergillaceae.
AUGCUCGAGGCAACCCCCAUCUCAAUCCUAGUCCUGGGUUUCCUCAUCAUUCUUCCCAUCCUUCUAUUCUCCAAAGUACAAGGAUGGACUCACACAGCGCAGUCCACAAUCCUUCCACGCUUAGGCCUACGCCUCUGGCGUCCCCGGCAGUCUAGCGAGAUUAUCUCACUGCGCAUGUACCCAAUUAAGUCAUGCCGUGGCUUCGAGGUCCAGAAAACUCUUCUCAAAGAACAUGGCCUCGAUCUCGACCGCCGCUGGAUGCUCGUCGACGCCAAGACAAAUGAGUUCUUGACGAUUCGUCAGAUCCCCAACAUGACGCGCAUUGGCACAGCUCUUAGCGACGAGGGCCUCGAUCUGAUUGUUACGAUCCCAGAUAUUGGUUCUGAGACCAUGACAACUGUGCGCAUACCUUGCCAUCCGAGUUUGGACUGGUUAAAUAAUAACACGACCAUCGCACCAGUCAAGAUCUGGGACAAUGAUACAGACGGUCACAUCUACAACGAGUCUAUCAAUGCCCCCUUCUCCGCGUUUCUAGGCCGCCCAGUAGCACUGGCAUCUCUCGCCGAAUUAAACUCCCGUCUUCGUCGCAAAGGCGUUGACCCUAUAACCGUUGAACGUUUCAGACCUAAUAUCGUUGUUAGAGGCCAGACGCCUUGGAGCGAGGAUUCGUGGAAGACCGUUCGGAUUAGCGGGGAUGGCAAACCGCUGGAUCUGGAUAUUGUGGCGAGGUGUGCGAGGUGUCAGGUGCCGAAUGUGGAUCCGGAUUCUGCGGUGAAGCAUAAGAAACAGCCGUGGGAUACACUUGUAAGUUAUCGGAGGAUUGAUGAGGGGAUCAAGUACAAGCCAUGUUUUGGAAUGUUGAGUGCGCCGCGCAGUGAAGGGGUUGUCGAGGUGGGCAUGAGGCUGGAGGUGCUUGAGGAGACAAAUGAGCAUCGGUAUAUCACGGGCUUUUGA